This is a messenger RNA of Ostrinia nubilalis (European corn borer), 654 nucleotides long. RefSeq lists its product as uncharacterized. Lineage: Eukaryota; Metazoa; Arthropoda; Insecta; Lepidoptera; Crambidae. Bases 1 to 336 code for a protein of 111 amino acids. The record is from RefSeq and is a predicted model, not a curated record. The transcript has 5 exons.
AUGGCAUGCACGGCUUGUGCGUCAGCCACGACGAGUCAUGACCAGUCUCUGGAUUCCAAAACUUCUACAUUUCAGGAUUAUGUGUUCCAUAUCGGCAAGCUCUUCAUUGCAAUAUGUACAUUCAGCGCUCGGAAUCAAGUUAAGCCUCUUCAGGUCUUGACUGAUUGCGGCUUGAUAGUCAGUGUGAGGUAUCUUCAACAACGUAGAAUGGUCAACAUCAAAGCCAUUCCUUGCAGCCAGAUCAACAAUUUCAUUCCCCCUGAUGCCACGGUGCGAUGGUACCCAAAGGAAGAGCAGUGUCUUACCAACUACCCCGGGUACUCCAAUAUCACAUAAGAUGGCUAUUAAAAUUGAGGGGACCACGUUAUCGAACGCGCCCUGUACAUCAAGGAAGACACAAGCUGUAGCAGAGUGACUGUCAAGAGAAUUCCUAAGGUCUGAGACCAAUGCUGUAAAACUUUCUGCUGCACUUCGGCCUUUCCUAAAUCCGAAUUGUUCAUUUGGAGGAGAUACAGGGGAAUAUUUCUCAAAAAAAGAGGGAAUCCAUUCAUCAUUCUUCGGCAGUUUAGGAAUUGAAACACGCUUAAACCUCUUCAUAUAGUUCCAUACUGUACUAACAGGAGUAUAUCGAUUAAAAGAUUCACAUAAAGAUUU